UGACUGCGGCGCCCUAUUUCCUUUCCUCACUGGAAAUGGACAAGUGCGCGAGCUGUGAGAUAAAUCAAGUGUUCAAAUUUCACUAACUUUAGUCACAAACACCGUUUAACUUUAACCAAAGGCGGGAAAUACACCAGCGUUUAACUAACUAGGUCAAGGUGGUGUUUUUGGCCCGCCUGUGUGUGUUUAAGCCGUUUGUUUGAGGCGUAAACAGUGUAAAAGAGGAGUUGUGGGUGGGUUUGACGGUUAUGGCAGCAUCGCGACCCAUUAAAGGCAUUCUGAAGAACAAAACCAACACCAAAGCCCCACCCGAAGAACCAGUCCAGGACACUUCAGAACAAGGAGCCCAUACAAACCCUGAAGACGACCUACAGAAGAAGUCACAGAAAUGGGAUGAAAUGAAUAUUCUGGCUACAUAUCAUCCAGCAGAUAAGGACUAUGGGUUAAUGAAGAUUGAUGAACCCAGCACACCGUACCACAGGAUGGUUGGCGAGGACGAGGACGAGGGGGCGCUCAGCGACUCAGAUGGGAAUACAGUACUACCCGGAGAUGACCUCGCUAAGAAGCUGGCAGCAGCGGUGGAGGGCGCUGAAUCUCGCUUCAUGAGAGAACCAGAAGAGGAGAGCAGUGAGGAAGAGGAAGAGGAGGAGUUGAGUCCAGAGGACCAAGCCAGAAAGAAGCAGUUUCAAAUGAUGAGGAAGAUGCAUUAUAAUGAAGGUCUAAACAUCAAACUCGCUCGACAACUGAUCGCCAAUGAAUUAGAGGAGGAGGAGGAGGAGGAUGAGGAUGAAGAGAUGAAGGAUGACACAGAGAUGGAGGACAUCACCAUUGACCCCCCACAAGAUGAAGAAAGUUGAGAGAUUGAAGUUGAAACAUGAGUUUGAGACAACAUGAGGCUGAUUCCUUGGAUUCGUAAGGAUGUGAACAGUUGUCCCUCAACUCCUGCCUUGUGACAUGAACCCCUUAAAGGCACAGUGAUGUCACUGGUGAAGCUCCACCCUGUGUACUCCAACACUGCAAUGCCACACAUAUCAUCUGGCCCCUUUAUUUGCCAAACCUUUAUUGUCAUCAUGCUAAGAAACAAGACUGUUAUCAGACAGUUACAGGCUGGACUCCACCCUCUUCAUGUGCCCAGAGAGCUGCCUAACUGCCACUCAACUGAAACGUACGCUCAUGCCCAGCGCUGCUGUUUUCAUACACCUGAUCUCUUGGUUUGACCAUUGACUUCCACAAUGAACCAUAUUGUUUCUUUUAUUUCCAAACACAAAAUGUUAUUAAUCAAUUUAUUUAAAUGAAAUUGAAGAGAUAGCAUGAUCUAAACAAACGAGAGUUUUAGCACAUACUGGCUUUACAUUGAUGCCGAAAUUUGAGGUUAAAAUCAAGGGGACUGAUGUGGCCUUGGGCUUUUGAUUCUGGCACGCACAUAAAGCCUGUGUUAAACUGCUCAGAUGAGCUCUACUGUAUGCAUGUCUUCAGAAAACCAUGUUUUAUUACAUUGGCACUAAUUGUAUCUCUGUCCUACGUAUGAAUUAACGGGUGAAUAUUACUUAACUAACUGUAAAACUACUGAUGAGUAGACUGAAUCCUUUGGUCAUCUCGCUUGCUUUUCCAAAACUACGACAACAGCUUAAAUAGAUGCUAAACAGAUUUUUUUAUUUUUUUAUUUGACUGCCUUUUUUUAACACCAUUUUGAUGGGGUUAUUUUUUUUCUGUGACAAUUAAAUACGGUAAUUGUCCAUCUCACAGUACCAAAUUAAAAAUUAAUUAAUUUUUUCAUAACAGUUCCACUGCUAAAAUGAAAUGGCACCAUUUGUUUUAUUUUUUUUUUCUGAUGUAUUUUAUCACUUUAUAGUUAUGAAUUUGUGCACAUCUCACCAAAUAAGAAAUUAUAUUUUGCAUAGAGAAAAUGUAGCUCAAGUUUGUUUUUCUUUUUCUCACUGUGACAAUUUUCAGACAAUUAAGCACAUUUUCCUCUUUAAUUUUAAUUACUCUAAUGCAAAUAAAUCUAUAUUUAAAUUGACAAGUAUUUUGGUAGUUUUUUUUUUCUUGCAUUGCCUUUUUAAUAUAUGGAUUUAAUAAAAACAAAAUGUAUAACAGCAAUUUUACUAUGAUAUGCUUUAUUACAGAGAGUUACACAAAAGAAAUCUAGACUAAGGCAUUAUGCUAAAGAAUUUGUCAUGAAAAUAAUGUCACAAUAUAAAGAUUCUUAAUGGUCCUAUAAAUAGGUUUCAUUUUCUUUUAUGUAAAAUGUCUUAAAUCAUUUGAUUUUGGGGUGAAAUAGGGACAGAUUUUCGUGAGAUUCACUCAAAAUAACAUUACUUUUUGAAAAAGUUACAUUGCCUUUAAUUUAUUAUGGUUGUAAUAAAAAAAUAGAAAAAAAAUUGUAUGACAGCAAUUUUUACUAUAAUACAAAAAAUACUGUAUUACAGUUAUGAAAAUUACAAAAAAUAAAAACAAUGUCCAUAGGCAUUACGUAAAUGAGAAUUUUGGGGGAAAUUAUACAGUUUGUGCUUAAUUGUCAUGAAAAUGUCAAAAAAAUAAUUUCUUCAUUUGAUUGCUUUUUUUUUUUAACAGUUUCAGUUUGAAUAUAUUUUUAGACCCUUUUCUGGCUGGUGAGUUUUUCCUCAACAUAAAAUGGCACAAUCAAUUAUUUAACAUCUUAAAAUUGUGUUUUUGUCAGUGUCUUUUCGUUCCUAUCGGUUUGAGAGUGCAGAAACACUGAAGCACUUAUUUCUUAAAGGGUUGUAUAUUGUUAAUAAAUAUCUGAUGGUAUAUUUUACAUGGAUGAAAUGGAGAUGAAAUGCAAUGUAAAUUCAGUGUUGUGAUGGCAGGAAAAAGUAAAAGUCCUGUAACAUAAAUGCUAAAGUGCUUUGGUUAUAUGAUUAUGUUGACUUAACUAAUUUUUUCUUCAUGUCUAUUUGGGUAAUUUGGCAAUUUCUUUGUCCAUUUUUACAACCCUAAGAUUUGUGUCCCCACCCCCACCCCUGCAUGUUCUUCAGUUGAAAAUGUGCAGAUUUGUCAGCCAUUAAAAUGUUGAUAUGAACUUGCUCUUUCAGGAAUAUCUUUAAAAACUUACAUUCAUUUCAGAUUCACCAUUUUAACCAGUUUGCCCAAAAUACUACAGUUAGCGUUCCUACAUUAAAUGUAUUGACACUGUAACAAAAUGAAACCUUUUGAAAGCCUCUUACAUGGUCCCACACUAAUUGUGAUUUUACAAUACAAUAAAUACUACAAGAACUGAAGUUAACUAUCCUGUAACUAUAAGCAUAUUACCCAUGAUAAUCAAUGAUGCUGUCUAGCUACUCCAGACUCUAUAAUAACCCGUCCAUCUAAAAUAAAAUAUAUUUACUCAACAAAUAUAAUAUGUGAAUUU
Messenger RNA from Myxocyprinus asiaticus (Chinese sucker), 3373 nucleotides. Its product is annotated as protein phosphatase inhibitor 2-like. Gene Ontology annotation, biological process: regulation of signal transduction. Gene Ontology annotation, molecular function: protein phosphatase inhibitor activity. Bases 249 to 857 code for a protein of 202 amino acids. The transcript is spliced from 7 exons. Lineage: Eukaryota; Metazoa; Chordata; Actinopteri; Cypriniformes; Catostomidae. The record is from RefSeq and is a predicted model, not a curated record.